CUUGGGGAAUAUUAAACUUUUUAAAAGGAAAAUGUGUGCUCUGUUGUGUGUUUUAUUUAGCACUGCUAAUGACGUAGGGUUUACAUCAUCCUGGAUGACCUCACCCAGGCAUUGGUACCGCCCCAGCUAUUUUGUCAACUCCAAAGCACCUGUCACUCUGGACUCAGUGCUACACUCAUAGGCUAUCUGGGAGAAAAGACCUAACCCUUUUUUUUCUACAGCCAAUUGGCAGGCGAAUGUUUUGUACUCUGUCAUCCUCAUUUGUUUAGGGGGACAUCAGUCAAAGUCUCUGUGGAUGACCAUUGGUGCUUAUUAAGGUCAAUAAAAUAGAAUCUUCUCUCUGGUUGGCUGCUUCUUUGUGGGGGGCGGGAUUAAAGCUUCGGUUGACGUUGUUGUUGUAAGUGGUGGAGAAAUUACUUUGUCGGUGGUGGUCCGGUUUGGGAUUUUACAUUUAGUUCCACCUACGGAGAUGCUGAAAAGUUAGGAAUUGCAGGUCUGGGAAACGUAUAUGCUGUUCUCAAGUUCAUACUUGUCGGGAAACUAAAUGGGACGAUGAAAACAACAUCUGCUAGGCCGUUCAAGGUGUGGCUGGUAGAGUAGUGCGAGGUAGAGGACUGUUACCCCUUGCCCCUUCCCUCGCUGUCCAUCUGGGGAGAGCAGAGUCCUUGUUUUUCUUUUUCUCUGCCCGGACGCAACCCGACAACUUGUGAAUUCAUGAUCACAUGACUGUGGAUAUGGACGCAGUCCUGUCCGACUUUGUCCGUUCCACUGGAGCUGAACCAGGAUUGGCCAGAGAUCUGCUAGAGGGCAAGAACUGGGACUUCACUGCUGCCCUCAGUGACUUUGAGCAGCUACGACAGGUGCAUGCUGGGAACCUGACAUAUUCGUUCACAGAGGAGAGGACAUAUCUGCCUCCCGAAAAGGAGAUGGCCAGAGUAGGACGGCCUAUACUCCACCGCCAAGAUGAGGUGGUGCAAGCUACAGAAAAGCGUCUGUCAAGGGGCAUUUCCCACGCCAGUUCAACCAUCGUCUCCCUGGCCCGCUCUCACGUCUCAAGCACUGGAGGUAGCAGUAGCGAGCCACUUCUGGACACACCCCUCUGCACUUUCCAACUACCAGACCUCACCAUGUACCGAGAUGACUUCCGCGGGUUCAUUGAGAGGGACCUCAUCGAGCAGUCGAUGAUGGUGGCCUUGGAGCAUGCAGGGCGACUGAACUGGUGGACAAAAGUAGUUCCAAACUGUCAGAGUCUGCUGCCUCUGGCAACAAGCGGAGACGGAAAUUGCCUGUUACACGCAGCCUCGCUCGGUAUGUGGGGUUUUCAUGACCGGGACCUGAUGCUGCGGAAAUCCUUGUAUGCGCUAAUGGAUCACGGGUUAGAGAGAGAGGCACUGAAGCGCAGGUGGAGGUGGCAGCAGACCCAGCAGAACAAAGAGUCUGGUCUGGUGUACACGGAGGAGGAGUGGCAAAAAGAGUGGAAUGAACUGUUGAAGCUUGCCUCCAGUGAGCCGAGAAUACACUACAGCACCAACGGCACCAACGGGGGAGAGUCCUCUGAUGAACCAGUUUAUGAGAGUUUAGAGGAGUUUCACGUCUUCGUCCUGGCUCACGUCCUCAGGAGGCCCAUAGUGGUGGUGGCCGACACCAUGCUGAGGGACUCUGGAGGAGAGGCUUUUGCUCCCAUCCCAUUCGGAGGCAUCUACCUACCACUGGAAGUGCCAGCUGCCAAGUGCCAUCGCUCGCCCCUGGUCCUGGCAUAUGACCAGGCACACUUUUCUGCACUGGUCUCCAUGGAACAGAAGGACAGCUCCAAAGAGCAAGCAGUUGUGAUUCCUCUCACUGACUCGGAGCACAAAAUGCUGCCUCUGCACUUUGCUGUGGACCCUGGGAAAGAUUGGGAAUGGGGCAAGGAUGACACGGACAACGUGAUGCUGGCAAGUGUCGCACUUUCUUUGGAGGCCAAGCUCCAGAUGCUACACAGCUACAUGACGGUCAGCUGGCUGCCCCUGCCCUGUGAGCAAGCCCCUUUGGCCCAGCCCGAGUCACCUACUGCGUCGGCAGGAGAGGAUGCCCGCACCCCUCCUGACUCAGGAGAGUCAGAUAAAGAGUCAGUCAGCAGCAGCUCAAAUGGCAACGGAGACACCACCACAGGAUCAACGGUCAACGGAGGAGGUUCCUUGGCCAAGAACAGCUCCUCUUCAUCAUCGAGUUCCUCCAGCAGUGGAUCAGCAGGGGCGGGUACAGGAACAGCAGGAAAAGACAAAACCAAGAAGGAGAAGGAGAAGGAUAAAGACAAGAAGAGGGCAGACUCCGUGGCCAAUAAGCUCGGCAGUUUUGGCAAGAGCCUCGGCAGCAAGCUGAAGAAAAAUGUGGGCGGACUGAUGACAGGAAAGAACGCCGGAGCUGGAGGUGCCAAGCAGGAGGGUGGGGAGAAGAAGAAGGGCUCAUUUAGGGGGAGGAAGGGCAGCAAGGAUAGCUCACCUUCAGCCCAUGCCUCAGAGGAUUCUGGGAAAGGCUCCCCCUCCUCAGGUAGUGAGCGUCUCAAUGGAACAGGGAGCAGUAUGAGCAGCAGUGGUGGAAGCAGUAUUGAGAGUGAUACCUACAAAUACAGCGCUGAUGUCAAGGUCAGCCUGGGCAUCAUGCGAGCCGCCAUGCAAGGUGAGAGGAAAUUCAUCUUUGCCAGCCUUCUCACUACCAGCAACCGGCAGCCCUUCCAGGAGGAGAUGAUCCAGCGCUACCUUGCCGAUGCAGAGGAGCGCUUCCGGGCUGAGCAAGACCAACAGCGUCGUGAAGCAGAGAGGAAGGGUAUCACCAAUGGCAUCCAGCCACCCAAGAAGGAGACGGUUGGUGGUACAGAGCUGACCUACCGGCCUUACGAGGCCAAAGAGGAGCUCUCAGAGAAUCUGUCACCUUCAUUUAACCAACUUAAGUCCUCUCCUUUAAGCCCCUCUAUGUACUCUGGUGUUGUGCCCAUCCCCCGGCCCUCCUUUAUAGACCAGCCUCCUGCUACAGCACCCCUCACCCAGCACCUUCAUAUGCACGGCUACAUGGAUACUCGGCGCCAGCUCGCUGGUGGCUCUCCAGCGACGUCAUACCCUGGCCUCCCCUCGUACGCUACCCUUCCCCGGCACUGCCCCACGACGCAGGGUCCCUCCCAUCCUCAAUACAAUAACUCACAAGGCCCCGCCUCCCUGAGUCCCUCUCGCCUCACACCCUCUUAUCCCCCUGAGUUCGACCCACCAGACUACCCCGUGUCUGAACCCAGUGGUGGGAGCUACACUAAUGGCUUCCGGGACAUGCGCUCCAACCUAGACUCUCGGAGUGGACUACCCCCAGUCAGACACUACUCACUGGGCAGUGCCGGCGGUUUGGCCAGCCUUCAGUCUAGCCGCUGUCGGACACCCAGCUGCACCUACUACGGACACCCCGAGACGGGCCACUACUGCUCCUACUGCUACCGGGAAGAGCUGAAGAAGAGGGAGACAGAACCAGCCAUCCACAAGUUCUGAAUGGACCUUGCCAUGGUUUAAAUUUGAUGAGUGGCCUUUUUCAGCUAAAAAAAAAACAAUAACGGUUGGGGUGAAUCAGCCUCGGAACGGACAAGAGAAAGGCACAAGCAGCUCUCUCCCUUUUUAAGCUGUGUCACUUCCUGUUGGAAUAAACAACCUCAGAAAGUGGCGCAGAGUCAACACGACACCAGAAUAAACAGGGUGGUUUCUGACUGCUGGGGUCACGUUUGACCAUAGAAUUAACUAACUGCACUUCUGUUACAUUUUGCUGUGGCUCUUAUGCAGGCGUUGUAUAUGAGUGUAUGUGUGUGUGUGCGUGCGUGCGUGCGUGUGCGUGUGUGUGUGAGCUGCAGGCUCUCCCCCCCUUAUCAGAGUUUAACGCCUAGCUACUGUCUCCUCCUAGUGGAGAGAAUGUAUAUGGCAGGCGCCUUUCAUAACACUCAUUCACACACAUACAGUACAUAUACAUUUAUACACUAAGUCAGACUCACACUACUACAUACACAGUGAUGCAAGCACAAACAAAAAAAAAGGCACGAGUGUCUCCACUCCUUUUGUGGUAUGUGAUAAUGUUUGGAUUGGUUAAUUAAGGGAUGUUUGAGCAUUUUGAAAUCACACCCGGCUAGGGUGAUUUCAGUGUUAUACAGAUUUUACACUACUGUUACUAAAUGCUUGCGUCAUAUGUACCUCGGGAAACAGCAGAAUUAAUCCUUGUCAAACUGCUUUUUUUUUCGUCAGCCACCAUUUGCAUAUUGCAAAAUGAAACUACCAUGCAAUGCUAAUGAUUAAGCGUUCUGUGGGCUGCCGUGGUGCUAACGUUCAGAAUGCAAACACAUAAAAAGUCCAUGCAUUUAAGACAACUGCUCUGCACUGUUAGUAGUAUCUCUCUGGCAAAACAAAUAGCACCUAAAAAUUCUACAUUUUUAUCCAAUUCAUUUAAUGUAUAAAUUGGAUUAUGAAGAUGUCAUCCUUUUUUGAAGAUAAAAGCGCAAUCGGUCACAUUAUCGACCAGGCAUUGUUGAACAAAGACGACACUACGAUACAAUCACACUAUGGUAUGAUAAUAUUCCCAGAGCCUGAUCCAGAGUUUUUCCAUAUGUUUGUUGGAAUGUUUCUGAUUCUUAGUUGGGUCUUCCUCUUUCUGUAACAAUGGUUGGUGCUGCAGCAUUUGAUUACUGGCCAAACCAAGCAUGCAAUACUAUACACUACAAACUCAAAAUGACUCAUCCAGCACAACUGAUUUUUUGGAGACAGCUGUCAUUUGUGUGUCAUGUUGUUAAGUUAAAUUAUUGAAAUGUUACUAAACACAUUUUUUGAUAUCAGACAGGUAAAGAGUUAGUCAGUAAGAGCAAAUUAACAGAUGUGUUAUUAAACGAGUGACAUAAAGUUGUUCUGAAGCAGCGACAAUGUCUCCGGUCGUGACAUUUGUCUCUUAAUUUCUGUUUGCAUGAUGCAAUACGACACAUGCACUUCUGUUGCAUGUUGAUACUCAAAAAUAACAUUUUGUUGACAAAAUCUGGUUUAAGGUAUGAUUCUUAUACUCACUGUUUUGAAAUGACAAACCCUCUGCGCUCUGAUGGUUGAGAAAUGUGAAACAUAUUUCAUACAAUCUCAUGAUCACAAAAAAAGGUUAACUUCAAAGUCAUACGUUCAUUGAGUCAGAACAGAUAGGAUACUUUAAUGCGUACUGGUUUGGUUGCCCAUUACAAAUUCUGAAGUUUGAAGUUCUACUGAAGGCAGUUUUAUUUGUUUCUGGCAUUCGAAACCACCAAAACCAGUUGCUUAAACUCUUUUUUGCACAAAUUCAAGCACUUUCCUGAUGUCCGUAGAUACAUAAUGUUUUACUGUUUUUUGAAGUGGCCUGACUGUUGUCCUUUGUUCAUCUCUGCAGACACUGCCACCUCUGUUCAUGGGAAAUCAGAGGCACAGGCCAGAAGGGUUUCUCUAAAGGAUUCAGUUACUGUAGAGCUACAUUUUGGUGCCAGUGUCACCAUCUAACUCAGUUUCCUAGUUGCCUUUUUUUAGUAUUUGUCCUCAUGGCAUCAUAAUCCUGUCUGUGUGUUGUGCAAGACGUACAUCAAGUACCCACUGCUUGCCUCGUUGCCUGCAGUUUCUACUAUUACUACUGCCCCCCAAGAUUUAACAAAUUAUUGUUCUUAAAAUUUGUGUUAAAGCUAUUUAGAUUUCUUUUUUUUAGUAAGGCAUAUCAACUAGUUGAUACUGGCUAAUAUUCAGUUUGAGUCUUACUUAUUAUGAUCUCAUUUCAUGUCAAAAAUGACUACUUAAACACUUAAAUUUGUUAUUGAGUCCCUUAAAAUGAGCAGUGGUGAGAAUUUCUUGUUUUGAUUCCUUCUUUUAAUUUGUGGUAGCGUGACAUCCGUCGCCCUACUUGUUGAUUUGAAUCUGUUCUUUGGCCUAAGUCUAUCAGAGAAGCACAAUUUUAGUAUGCAAUUCACUGCCUUGCCCAGUUGAGGGCACUCUUGUUUUGUUUUUCUUUUUACUCAGUGUUACAGUAGGAAUUUGCCCUUGUGCCCUACAUCCUAAACUACAAACAAAAAGUAACCAAAAUGUUGGGGAAUCAUUUUCAGUAGUGCUAGUUUAACACUAUAUCGCAAUAUUAUCCACAUCACAAAAGCCGAUCAAGGAAGGAAGGAGUCUUCUUGAUGUGCAUUUAAAGUGACACUAGAGUUUUAAUGACAAUAAAACACUUAAAUAACGCUAUUUCCCAAAAAAAACAAAAACAUUAGCAUUUGCUGUGUUUAUGUGUGUUGACAGUGUUCAUGCACUAGCAUUGUAAUUCAGAUGAGACCUAUGAAGUGUUCCCUUACUGUGGGAAGGUGAUGCCUGUUUUUAAUAAUGUGUGUGUGUGUGUGCAUACUCUCUUUCCCUCCCUCCAAAGUACGUAAUAAUUAGCUUACAAUUAGCUUACAGGGAUGCCUCAGAAACAUGUAAAACAUCAGACUUAGGCUACAAACACUUUUUUGUAUUUAAGAAAAAAAAACAAUGAGAGGUUGUAUAAAUAUGUUCCAAGUUAUUUUUGUAAGCCCAAAGUUUUACAGUGUUUUUAAAAGGGUAAGAAUAUAUAUUGUUGGAUCUAAAACAGGUGUGGAUGAUAAGCUUGUAAGAGACUGGAUUUGGGGUAGAAUCGGUGUUUACCAGAAAGUGACAUUUUGGCUGUCGAAAGCGACUCCCAGACGAGCCUCUCGAUACUCGAGGCUGUCUCACUGCAAACUAAUUUCCUUAAUGCUGACCUAACAAGAUACCAUUUGAGAAUAUAUAUUUAUAGUGAGAUUUUUUUAAUAGGUUUCCUUGUGGAAUGUUUAGUUGAGACGAUUUUAGGAUGUUCUUUCUGACAUGGCUAGUUGUCCAGCAGUCUGGCUUUUAGUUGUUUGUUGCUUUUUUUUUUUUUGAUUUGUAAAUUUCGUUUACUUUUUUUCUACAGCCACCAAUCCGUGCUAUGCUAAAACAUGACAGUAAUGUUCUUGUUGACCCAGCUCGUUUCCUCCAGACCAGAAGAGAAAUGGCUCAGAAUUUGUUUUGCAACACAACUGACCCGAUAUAUAUUUUUAUAUCUUGUACAAUACUGUCAUUUCUGUGGGAACAGAAUAUUCAUCAUCAGUGACAUUAACAUGGAAUACUUCGAGUUGCAUGGGACUGGAACUGUUGCAUGUAAAUGGCAAUCCAUUUUACCAAAUUUGUGCAUUAUUUUAACUUGAUUUCAGUUGUCCUGGUAUUUUGAUCUGUUUUUAUUUUUUAUUGUUUUAAUGUUUUGAUUUUUUUUUUUUUUUUUUUUUUUUUGAGAGGAGAGCCCUAAGGCUGUGUGACAGUGCAAUCUGGAUAGAAAGAACAUCAGAUUUUAUGUUAGGUUAUUAUUAUUAUAAUUAUUAAUUUUUUUUGCACCGUUUGAAUAAAUUCUCAUUGUAUUUCAAGAACGCUAUGCUUCCUCUGUUCUCUAUUUCCUAUGAAAACACCUCUUGUUAUCCACAGAGUCCUGGAUCAUUAAAGCAAUAACCACAUUAUCACAGAACUGGG
Molecule: messenger RNA, 7541 nt
Organism: Thunnus maccoyii (southern bluefin tuna)
Lineage: Eukaryota; Metazoa; Chordata; Actinopteri; Scombriformes; Scombridae
Gene: otud7b
Product: OTU deubiquitinase 7B
Exons: 12
Coding region: 723-3509 (928 amino acids)
Biological process (GO): protein K11-linked deubiquitination; protein K48-linked deubiquitination; protein deubiquitination involved in ubiquitin-dependent protein catabolic process
Cellular component (GO): nucleus; cytoplasm
Molecular function (GO): K63-linked polyubiquitin modification-dependent protein binding; cysteine-type deubiquitinase activity; DNA binding
Source: RefSeq, a predicted model, not a curated record